This is a messenger RNA of Postia placenta MAD-698-R-SB12, 2469 nucleotides long. RefSeq lists its product as hypothetical. The transcript is spliced from 4 exons. Bases 1 to 2469 code for a protein of 822 amino acids. NCBI's taxonomy places the organism in Eukaryota, Fungi, Basidiomycota, Agaricomycetes, Polyporales, Adustoporiaceae. The record is from RefSeq and is a predicted model, not a curated record.
AUGGCUGAGCCAGUCUUCGACGAACACCCGCUCGAAGAGUACUUCAGAAGUUCGUGGCGUUCUGGAUCCAAUAUCCCGAGAUUUCCUUGUUCUGACUAUGGAGGAACAGAAACUGGGGAAACGUCACAGAUACUCCCUGGCGGUGCCCCUGAAUUCAUCGCAGAGCCCGACGACAGCGAAUGCGCUUCUGCUGUGGGAUGGCUUGACCCUGAGCAUCUGCCUUACAUAGUCGUUGAGGCCAUUCAGUCUCCUGAAAGCACAUUCGCCGAGCGUUUCAAGUACGACGUGAUCUCAUCCUCCCUGCUCUCCACCUCUAUUGCUGCUCCAUUGAGCGCCACACGGCGAAGCUUCUCGCCGGAACUGCCUGGAAGAUUGGAUCAGGAGAGCAAUGCCUCACAAUCCUCAAGUUUGGAACAGAACGAGCCAACUGUUAUACCAUCUUCACUGACAGAGUUUAACUGGUUAAUCGUCUCAGUAUCUAUUGCCGCUGUUGCGCUGUUCUAUGAGUUUUACUUUGUUGCUAUUUUCCUCAUAGGAGGAGCCACAUAUAGUUGGCAUGCUGAGAAGGUACUCAGUGAGAAGGCGUCCAUCAUGUCCGCUACUCUGCGCGUUCUGAACGAUGUCAUUUCGUCAGGAAAUGUCUGGGAUUCUGCCGUUAAUGAAGCAAUGGCAGUCAUCGAGAAGGAAGAGCGAAGUCAAUGCGACAACGUCCGCCAACUCCUGUCGGCGCUUACAGAGCCCUCACAGCUAUCACAGCUCUCGGAGAUGUACGCGCCGUCGUCUCCAAUGCGCGAGACUUUCCCCUCACUCAAUCAGCCUCGCCCUCUCUCUGUCCCACUGAGCCGGCAGCGCACAAUGUCAGGACCUGCCGAUAAGCGCGCGACGUGGAAUGGUUCGUAUGCCUCCCUUGCUCUUGCUGGCAGCCCGACAUCGCAUCUGCAGAAGCGCAGAUCGUACCGCAACUCGGAUAUGUUAUCCUUAUUCGAUGCACAGUCCGCCAAGGCCUCGAGCUUGAGCGCUCCCCCAAGCCCUCUGGUACCCAUCUCGCUCCAGGAAGUGCAGGAGGAAGAUGACGACGAGUCGCCAUCGGCUUCUCCUGCUACUCACAGCGAAUAUUUUGGAGCUGCCCUGCUGGAUUUCCAGCGGAAACGGCGCAGUGCCGGUAUGGAAACGAUAGGUAUCCCCCCGCCGCCGAGCUAUUCGAGCCACUCGCCCCGCUCUCAUCGCAGUAGCGGCUCCACGUCUUUCAGCCCUGUUCUCCGCACGAUCCCCUCGUCUCGUUUCACGACUGUGCAUACGACCCGUCAUCCGCUUUCACUUUCUGGCCUGCAGCUGGCCUUGCACGGCGCGCUAUCGGCAAAACGGUAUGCAUGUUCUCACUUGCUAGCGUUACGCUUUGAAGAAGACGAGGACGACUCGUACUGGGAGGAUGUGCGGUCAGUGAUGGCGCUCCUGACGAGCACAUUCGAGGACGCAUCGUCAAGGUUGAUGGAGGCGCUCAACGAGGCAGAGCGCAAGCGUGUGCAGGACGAACGGCCCAGUCCUGAGAGGGGCAUGGCAGCGCCAGUACUUUCAGCCGCUCUGCGCUCACGCACAAUGGCAGAGAUGAUAUCGUUCGCGCCUAUGCCAAGCCAUCUGUCUCGCUUCGCAGCACAUGUGGACGCAAUAUCGACUGCCCUCAAUGAGGCAAGGUUGCACCUAGAGCAGACUGUCGCUUCUCUACGCGACCCCUCGCCGGCGGAGGGUGUGACGAGUGCAGGAGGUUCCGCUACCGUAGCCCAAGAACAUCCCGCUUUCCAAGCAUACGAUCGACUCAGGAAGGAGCUCGGCUUCGCUUUACGUGAAUGCGAGCGUGGACGCGAACAACUCCUGGAUAUCGUGUCAGGGCCGCGGAUACCACCCACAACCGAGGACGCAGACGACAGUCCAGGCUUAGGACAAGACAGCGAAAGCGAACCGUCCGAAAGGCCCGGGCCGUUCUCGCCAGCGAUACGUUUCCCCGACCUUGCUACCGAGUCCGUAACCUUAGCGCUGAGCCGAGAAGACGAGCAGCUUGAUGAUGCCACGGCACACUUACUGCUGACAGCGUCGUCACAGCAUCUGCCACCCCCGGGCAUCGAGCAGGUCUACGAGACCGACACCGGGGUCGUAGCACCCUUUACCCGGGAGCGCUCGAAGUUAACCCGAGAAGAGCGUAUCAAGCUGUCGAAGGCAAGACGCGAGAGCGCCGUGUCGGAUCUGAUGGACUCGUCGGAACAGUCAAGACGGUCGAGUGUUGAAAGGUGGGGGCCAGGAGGUGAGGUGGUGCAGGAGUUGAAGGACGUGAUCUGGAAAGUGAGUGAGAAGCGGAGAAAAUUGGUCGGGCAGUCAGAGUCCCAGAGUUGCUCGGAGCAAGAGCAACCGUUGCUGGUUGUUCAUGAUACCCCUCGGACAGCUGAGUUGCAGAGUCCCGAGGUUGUGGCCUCAUGA